AUGCCUGGCCCUUGGUUGCUGCUCGGCUUGGCUUUGACCCUGACCAAUGUCCCCAGCGGCCGCGCCCAGCCCGAGGUGGUCCAGCAGGAGGCGACCUUGCCCACCGCGCGCCCAAACCUGGAGGACCUGCUCCGCCAGGCCGAGCGCCUCCUCCUUCUCGGGGAAGAACUCCGUAGGCUGAGAGCGGACCCAGGUCAGCGUGAAGCAGAACUCCUGACCCUUCAACAUGACUGGCUCUCCAAGCGCCAGCAUCCAGGUAAAAGAGAGGAAGAGACAGACGAGGGAGUUGAAGAGGAGGUUGAAGAAGAAGGGGAGACCAUGGUGCCCCCAAAACGCCAGCACCCUGGUCGGCGAGAGGAUGAGGCUCCUUGGUCAGUUGCCAUAACCCAGUACAAGAGGCAGCACCCUGGCCGGCGCUCCCCCUGGCUCGGGUACACUGUCACCAAGAGGCAGCAUCCAGGCAAAAGGCUGGUCGAUCCCAAGGCCCAGAGGAGCAGAGAAGAGAAGGAGGAGGAGGAGAAGGAGGAUGAGGAGGAGAGAGAGCUGACGCUUGAGAGACGCCAGCAUCCGGGCAGGAGGGCCGUAGGAGGCCCCUGUGGGCCCUGGAGAACCUGCGACCAAGCAGCCUUCCUCCUUGGGCUCCUCGGUGACCUGAGCCAGGGACCUCAGGAAAAGCGGCAGCACCCUGGUCGGCGGGCAGCCUAG
Molecule: messenger RNA, 705 nt
Organism: Elephantulus edwardii (Cape elephant shrew)
Lineage: Eukaryota; Metazoa; Chordata; Mammalia; Macroscelidea; Macroscelididae
Product: pro-thyrotropin-releasing hormone-like
Exons: 2
Coding region: 1-705 (234 amino acids)
Biological process (GO): hormone-mediated signaling pathway
Cellular component (GO): extracellular region
Molecular function (GO): thyrotropin-releasing hormone activity
Source: RefSeq, a predicted model, not a curated record